Messenger RNA from Dentiscutata heterogama, 759 nucleotides. The record is from the annotation of a GenBank genome assembly. Lineage: Eukaryota; Fungi; Glomeromycota; Glomeromycetes; Diversisporales; Gigasporaceae.
AUGUUUGAACAAUUUAAAACUAAUUUGUAUGAUACAAUCAACCGUCAAUUUGAUGAAAGACAACAAGGAUUUAUCAAUUCUAUCAUCAACACAAUUACAAAUAACAUAAGAAAUUUUAGGAUUAAUCGAAGAAGAGAAAUACAAUUUAGAUCUAGAUAUCGUACCAGAAUUAACAGUCCACGAAUCAGAGAAAUAACAAACACACCCGGCUCACAAAUACAAGAAUUACUAAAUAAUCAAUUAAUAUUCACAGAAUUUCCAGAAUUAACAGACAUUCAACCUAAUGAAGAAUCUUAUAGAACACUGGGUCCCUCAAAUCAAGCAACAGAACAAAACCAGCAAGAUAUGCAAGGACUUAUUAGACAUAUGUCAUCUACUGGUCAAGAAAUAGGAAAAGCUAGAAUAGAACCACAAAGUUCAAGUAGUAUUACCUUCAUGGUCAAUAAUGUGGCAUUUCAAAAACAAAAACAUGAUGAAUUGGAUUCUGAUAAUUCAGAUGAAACAAUCAGAUAUCAAAAAGGAUUAUCAUGCACAUCUUCAAAAUAUUCAAUAAUUGAAGAUAUUAAAUAUAAACAUAACUCUAACCCACAAAGAGAAUUGAAUAAUCAACAAGAACAAGAAAUACAAGUUAGAGUUUUAACACCAGUAACAUCUGAAUUGAUUAAAGAAAACCAAAUAAGUAUUACAUAUGAAAAUGAAAAUACCGAACAAGGAAUAUUAAGCAAUACAAGAAAUAGAUUUAUUAAUUUAUUUGCUUGA